Messenger RNA from Ciona intestinalis (vase tunicate), 1692 nucleotides. RefSeq names its product solute carrier family 22 member 15-like. NCBI's taxonomy places the organism in Eukaryota, Metazoa, Chordata, Ascidiacea, Phlebobranchia, Cionidae. Gene Ontology annotation, biological process: transmembrane transport. The record is from RefSeq and is a predicted model, not a curated record. Gene Ontology annotation, molecular function: transmembrane transporter activity. Gene Ontology annotation, cellular component: membrane.
AGACUGACUAUGUUAGGCAAAAGUUGAUUAUAUUGCGUAUAUUAUGGAUGUAGAUGACUGUUUGUCAAAAGUAGUUGGUUCAUUUGGAAGAUACCAGCUAGUUACAUACCUCUUCCUAUCUGUAUAUUUGUUGUCUCUUACUUCUCAUGUGCUUCUUGUCGUAUUUGUUGGUGGAAAACCUUCGGAUUAUUCUUUAGUUAAUCCACGUGUUACAGAAGAUUGUUCAAUACUAACAGAGUGGGGCUUAGAAGAUAAACAAUGGAUAAGCGAUCUCAUUCAAUCUCUGUUCUUCUCGGGAAAUCUUAUUGGUGUUGUCCUUUUUGGGCAAUUAUCAGAUAAAUUUGGAAGAAGAAAGACUUUACUAACAGGUUUCCACCUUUUGUUUUUCUCAUGUCUGGCAACAGCUUAUGCUGAAAGUUGGCAAAGUUUUGCAGUUGCUCGAUUUUUCACUGGUGGUCUUCAGGGUGGAGCUUCAUUGGUGUUGUUCGUUUAUAUGCAAGAAAUAGUUGGAAAGUCUUGGUGGGCUAUCACUGGAUCAUACAGUAAUACUUUGUUCGCACUCGGAAUUGGACUUUUAUCUCUUGUUGCUUUCUACAUUCCAUCGUGGAGAGACCUCACUUUAACCAUGACAAUAGUACAGCUUAUACCUCUGUUAUAUUUAUGGACUAUUCCAGAGUCUCCACGUUGGUUAUAUUCUCAAGGUAGAAUCAGAGAAGCUGAAGAUGUUUUGGUUUUCAUUGGUAAUAAGAAUGGGUACAGUAAUCCAGUUGUUCACCUUCAGAAGAGUGCGGUUACAAAGAUUAAAACUCAAACAUAUUCUGCCCUAGAUUUACUGAGAAACAAAACUACAGCAAAACUUACUUUGAUUAUGCUGUAUGUUUGGUUUGUGAACUCAUUUGUUUACUAUGCAUUGACUAUAGCUGCUGGUAGUAUCGGUACAAACAUUUAUAUCAGUACAAGCUUGUCCGGUGCCAUUGAGAUUCCAUCUACUUUCAUAUGUACUCUUAUGAUGGAAAGACGAAUGUUUGGUAGAAGAAGAACUUUUGUUGGUUUUAUGUUGCUUAGUGCACUUGCUUGUUUUGGAAUAAUGCAAAUAUCAGAUAAACAAUCAACUUUAUUACUUGGUUUGCUUGGAAAGAUGGCAAUAGCAGCAAGUUUCAACACUUUGUAUGUUUUUACUCCUGAAGUUUUUCCAACUAUCGUACGAAACGUGGCGCUAGGUACUUCAUCUAUGACAGCUAGAUUCGGAAGCAUACUUGCGUCUCUCACAAAAUCUUUGAUUGACGUUAAUCCAUUUCUUGGAUACUUAAUGUUUGGUGUUGCAAGUUUAACCGGAGGUUUAUUAGCAAUUAAACUGCCGGAAACACUUGGAAGAAAACCUCCGAAUACAUUUGAAGAUUUAAAUAAACCGGAAGCAGAAGCAACACGAAUGUACAGACCGCUUAGUAUGGAAAAUCAGGUAGUUUUUUAAAGGAUUAAGUUCCAUGAAGCCUCAAGCAAGGUCUCGUUUUAUACUUCUAUCACUUGCAGUAAUGUUACCUAUGUCAAAAAGCUCUAUGCUCUAUCAAACUUGCCAUUCAGAGGUGCCAUAUCUUGACCUGCUGCUCUAUAUGCAAACUUGCCAUUCAGAAGGUGCCAUAUCUUGACCUACUGCAGUUCUUUCUAAUCGGAAUAAAAUUUAAACUGAAUCGA